UUGGAUGUGACGUGUCGUCUUUCCCAGCUUCCUCUGGGCUUCCGGUCUCCCUACGGCCAUGGUUGUUUUUAUACUGGCGAACUUCUGAGACGUCAGUUCACGGGCAAAAUGGAAUAAUUUCCGCAUACGAAAAGGAAAUAUCUAUAAGCUAUUUUAAUUGUUUAAUUAUUUAUCUUUUCCAUAAACCUAAAACUAUCGAGUAAAGACAUUCAUGUAAAGGUCACUGUGCUUUUGACGCGAAGGUAGCUUGCAAAAUAAGAAUGCAGUUCUCCCCCACCAACGGAGAUUUUACCUUCGUUUCUUCGACCGACGCCGAAGAGCUCAGCGGUUCAAUUGACGCCCCUGAUGUCAAAGUGAAUAUGGGUGGCAGCGAGGCUACAAAGGAUACCUAUGCCAGCACUUUUCUCAGGCAGCGGGGCUAUGGCUGGCUGCUGGAAGUGGAGGAAGACGACCCCGAAGAUAACAAACCCCUCCUGGAGGAGCUGGACAUCGACCUAAAGGACAUCUACUACAAGAUCCGCUGUGUGCUGAUGCCCAUGCCGUCGCUAGGCUUCAACCGACAGGUGGUCCGGGACAACCCUGACUUCUGGGGACCACUGGCUGUAGUGCUUCUCUUCUCCAUGAUCUCCAUCUAUGGGCAGUUCAGGGUCGUGUCUUGGAUUAUUACUAUUUGGAUAUUUGGAUCUUUGACAAUCUUUCUUCUGGCACGUGUUCUGGGUGGUGAGGUGUCAUAUGGGCAGGUUUUGGGAGUAAUCGGGUAUUCUUUACUCCCACUCAUCGUCAUCGCUCCUUUAUUGCUGGUUAUUGGGAAUUUUGACAUUGUUUCUACAGUAAUAAAGCUUUUUGGCGUAUUUUGGGCUGCAUACAGCGCUGCAUCACUGCUUGUGGGCGAUGAGUUCAAAACAAAGAAACCUCUCCUCAUAUACCCAAUAUUCCUCUUGUACAUCUACUUCCUGUCUCUCUAUACCGGAGUCUGAUUGAACAGGCUUUGGACUUUUUCAAAUGGACAUUGGAAUGGUGGCUUGUAGAGUCAGGCAAGAGGAUGAAACUCCUACCUGCAAAAUAAGAAAAUGACAAACCUGGAUCUUUUUUUUUUUUUUACACCUGUUUUGAAAAAAGACAGUCAAUAAGUCUCUAAGUGUCUGUAAAGCCAGUGUGUUUAACUGUAGCCAUGACUCUUAUAUUCAAAGAAAAACACUGAUUUAUUUAAUUGGUUUCUUUUUAGGCCCUUUCUGCUGAUUGUAAUAUAUCUACAGUUUUUGGUUAACACCAGGAGCAAUAGUGCAAUAUUAUGUUAACAUUGUUUGUUUCUUUACCUGUAAGUCUUACAAAGGACAGUAGUUUUAAAAAUCUUUUGUUCUCAGAAGGUGUUGGUGCCAAUUGUAUUUUUUAAACAAAUUCUUGAUUUGGGAAGCACCACAGCUAAAAUUUUGUUUCGGUUUUUAUCAGAAAGGGACUGGAGUAGAAACAACUGUUUCAGAGAUAUGGAUGUCAGUUAAAUUUUUUAUGCAUCUCCAUGCUAUAUUUCACGUUAGUCCAUUAAAAACGAAACCAUGCCGGCUAAAGUACAGAGCCUUCCUCUCUUUUUUAUGUUUGUUGUAGAUUUACCGUACGUUUUUGCACCGAACAGAACAUGAGUAGAAGGACGUAGGUCAGAACUUUUUAAGAGGGUGGUGUUAUGUAUCAUGUUUUAUGAAAGUAGUGGCACUAUCAAUAAAAUACACCUUUAAAUACAUAAUUUUAAUUUAUAUAAACAUUCUUCAUAAUUUUGUAUAUCCAUUCAUCUAUUAAUCAGUGAUCCUAGUUAAGGUUAGUUAGGUCUCGGGCUAAUUCUGUAUAUACAACCUAAUGAUCAUUACAAUAAAUGUCCACGAAUGUCAAAAUCA
Paramormyrops kingsleyae is the source of this 1886-nucleotide messenger RNA. It is a transcript of the gene yipf4, whose product is annotated as Yip1 domain family, member 4. Lineage: Eukaryota; Metazoa; Chordata; Actinopteri; Osteoglossiformes; Mormyridae. The record is from RefSeq and is a predicted model, not a curated record. Gene Ontology annotation, cellular component: membrane; trans-Golgi network. Gene Ontology annotation, biological process: endoplasmic reticulum to Golgi vesicle-mediated transport; vesicle fusion with Golgi apparatus.